This is a messenger RNA of Lachancea thermotolerans CBS 6340, 1725 nucleotides long. RefSeq names its product Tma64p (gene TMA64). The coding region runs from base 1 to 1725 and encodes 574 amino acids. Gene Ontology annotation, molecular function: translation initiation factor activity. The record is from RefSeq and is a predicted model, not a curated record. The transcript has a single exon. Lineage: Eukaryota; Fungi; Ascomycota; Saccharomycetes; Saccharomycetales; Saccharomycetaceae. Gene Ontology annotation, biological process: formation of translation preinitiation complex; translational initiation.
AUGUUCAAGAAAGAGCCCCAAAUUAAAGCUUUGAGUAACCUGAAAAACUCAGAGCGUAAGAAUAUACAGUCACAGUGUAAGGAACAAACCGGUUCGUCUGAAUAUGCUUUCCCUUCCCAGGUGAUCAAGCAAACCACUUUCAAAACGCCUUUUACAACAGGAACCGUAUUCACAGACCAAAAAAACGUUCCUAUCUGGUUCAAGGAAAAGUUCAGUGACCUUUUAUACCCUACAGUGUUUACCUGCUGGAGCAAUUCGAAGCUUUUACCAAUUGUGCUGGCUCAUGAGUACGUCGUUGAGGAGAAGCUGCUUAAGGGCGCCAACCUGAUGUUGCCAGGUACAGUACCACCUUUCGACGAACGCUGCGUCAAAACCAGAAUGGUGAGUGUUGCAAGUACGGCUGCACCCGAUGUUGUGAAAGCCAUUGGCAUCGUUCAGAUAAAUCUCCCACAAUAUUCAAGAGUUAUAGGUGAGUCUGGCGUUGCGGUGGAAAUUGUGCACACAUUUGGCGAUGAACUUUGUAAAGUCUUUAAGGUGAAACUUCAGCCACCUGAGGGCUCAGCUGCAAUCCUAGACUCGGAAAGUGAAGAAGAAGCUGACAUUGAAGACGACACUGGGGUUCCAUCUGCGCCCGAAAGUUUAGCCGCACCCAAGAGCUUGCAAGAUGUUCAGGAACCUCUUGUCAAUGUUGAAGACAUAUCUGAGCAGCUUACAGAGCUAAGAGUUGAAGACGUGGAUCAUUUUUUUACUAGAUCGCUGUAUUACUCGUUGGCUCAUGACGCGAAACUUGAGACCCCCAUAAGCGCUUCCAACUUUGUCUCGAACCACAUUCUACGAAACCUGCCUCCAAUCGAUCACACGCAGGUUAACAUGAAGAAAACAUCAUGGAAAAAGACUGCAAAGUUUCUUAAAUACUUUGAAAAAGAAGGGUUCUUAAAGCUCAAGGGCAAAGGCGAUGACCUGACCAUCAUAGGAGUGGACAGAACUAAAAGCGAGCUAAAAAAUUUUGCGCCUUACAGGAUUGGAGGGGGCGCUAGUAGUUCGGAGAAAGGAGCCUCCUCGGUCGCGAAUGAAAAAGAGCAAGCGUCUGUUAUGAAAGCUGUUUCUUUGUACAGACCGAUAAGCAGUACCAAAGCGUUCCUUUCCGCGACAGAUCUGCCGCCUAAUCAAAUGUUCACCCAACAGGAUAUUAAAUCGGCUGUCGAUAAAUACAUAUCAGCUAAGAACUUGGUGAGCCCCGACAAUAAAUCCGCUGUUCGACUUGAUGACCUUUUGUAUGAUUUGGUCAAUCGCUCUUCAAAAAAGGAGAAUGCGGUUAGAACGAUUGCGAGAGCGCAGAUCAUGGCACCUGUUCUAAAGGGUAACUUUUCGGAGCAUUUUCUAAUUCUAAAGGCUGAUGGUACACCUUUGUUCAAGCACCCUGUGAAAGGCAGCAUUCCUCAAGUCCAAAUUGUGACUGAAAUGAAGAUAGGUCGCAAAGUGGUUACCAAGGUUUCUAAUUUUGAAAAGUUUCAGGUAGACGCUGACGAGCUAGCUGAAGCUCUUAGAAAGAAAUGUAGCGGCUCUACAACAAUUGGAGAAGCGAACACUUCUCCUAAAACCCUCGAAGUCACAGUGCAAGGUCCACAUGGCCCUGCUGUCAUAGAACUGCUGAAUGAAAGCGGAAUUCCUACCAAGUGGAUUAACUUUGUGAACAAAUUGAAAAAGAACAAGAAGCGCAAGUGA